Molecule: messenger RNA, 1536 nt
Organism: Alternaria ventricosa
Lineage: Eukaryota; Fungi; Ascomycota; Dothideomycetes; Pleosporales; Pleosporaceae
Exons: 3
Coding region: 1-1536 (511 amino acids)
Source: RefSeq, a predicted model, not a curated record
AUGUCUUCUUCAUCUAGCCAGUCAACAAUGCCUGCUUCCGUGCCUCUACAGAGAGUCGGCGAUACGGUCACCCAUGGAGCCGUUGGACUUGCUACCAAGGCUGACCUUGACGAGGUCAAGACGAGCAUCGAUCAGAUCAAGGCCGAGCAACAAGUGAUAAAGUCCUUGCUCAUGCAGCUACUGCAGGACCGCACGCCUGCGCAACAUGCUGCACCAGAUCGCGGAACUCCAACGGUCCCUACGGGUGGUCUCAAAUUUGUCACACCUCAAAGCGAUGUGGAAAAUGCGCAUGUGGCGCCUGUAGCCGCCGUAUCUGAAGAGCAAGACCCAUCGGCAACUAAUGAGAGCUCUCUCCCAAACGCAUCUACACCGUCAACACGGCCAGCGGAACUAAGCGCGCGUACGCUUAACGAAGAGACGGCCUCGGCCCAGCGCGCUGCCCAAGCUGAAGAAGACACACUGUCGGAUGAAGAGUUGAGGGAACUUCGGCCGCUUCGUCAGCAAUCGACACGUCUUCUCUGCAUCAAUGAAGACUUUCGUUUCAAGACUCUAGUUGGCCUGUACUGCGCUCUCAAAUCGAGGAACCCAGUUCAAUCGUCACUCCGGACCCGCCUCCCCGAAAGCGAGCUGAUCCAUAUGGCGCGCCAUGCAGAAUUCGACAUUCUUCGAGCCAUAGAUCGAAGGGUCAUAAGGAGGCAAUUGGCUUCGGUCCCAUCGCUCAUACUCAAUGAGUACUCAACUGGUCGGCAGAAGAUGUGGAGCAGCUUCAAGUAUAGCAGCAACUUCUCCAAGCUGAUCCAUAGAUAUCAGCGGUCUGUGCGUGAGGCCUUGAGGCAGGGUAGACGAGUCAACCGGUCGCAGUCUCCUCAGCAGAUAGGAGCUUUCGUCACCGUUCCUCGUGGCCGUGCUGGAUACCGCUAUCGAUCGGCGUCGAGGUCUGCGAACGAUGACCGUGGCGGCAAUGCACCGGUGACUGGUAUGGAUCAGGGCGUUAACCAGCCGGCGACAAGCAACAGUGACUUCUCCUUCCCGAGCGCUCCUACACGGAUCUUCUCCUCGAAAGCACUUGAUACGCUGGUGGCGUACAGCGACAUGCUCAUGGACGCCGAUCUGGCCAUCCUCAAAGAGCCCACGUCGGCUAAGCCAUACCACAUCAAACUCGCCAAUGAACUUCGCAGCGGUACUCUCGUCGAAUUUUACGACAAGCUGGUGGAGGCCAACACCUUGGUAUCCUACCUCAAGCACGACGAAGCCAUUCAGCAUGCACUCGUUGAGGUCUACCAGAGCAUGGGCACAGCGCCGUUCUGGAACGACUUUAUACCGCUCGAUAGCCAGGAUCUCACCAGGCUCACGAAGCAAGUCGAAGAUGACAUUUUCGGCCGCCUGCUAAUGGAUGUACGGGGUGGGAAGCUUGAUGUGUCUCACGAAAACGCGUACAUUCGACUGACGGCGAGGUACCGUCCGGGAACGGAUGCCAUGGGCCUCAGGAAUUUUGCAGCUAUGGCUUCGAAAUUUCUCGACCGCAUGGAGACUUAG